Drechmeria coniospora is the source of this 3288-nucleotide messenger RNA. RefSeq lists its product as uncharacterized. The record is from RefSeq and is a predicted model, not a curated record. Gene Ontology annotation, molecular function: protein binding. The coding region runs from base 1 to 3288 and encodes 1095 amino acids. NCBI's taxonomy places the organism in Eukaryota, Fungi, Ascomycota, Sordariomycetes, Hypocreales, Ophiocordycipitaceae. The transcript has 4 exons.
AUGAUCUGCACUGACGGUCUCCUAGGGACAAUCUUCGAAAGCGAAUACCGGACUUUCGGCAACUUGCUGCUCGCUCAAGUCACGGGCUUCCGGUCCGACGUUGAUAAAGCCAUCGGCCAGAACCGGAACCUGGAGCAAGUCCUUCGUCUGUUGCUGCCUCACGAGCAGACCAUCGCUCGAGAAUUGUCCAACGGAGCCCUUAGCUCUUUUCUCGUCCCCUCUCUCACCCUUGUACAGAGCGUGUGCAAUACUCUACGAGCCGAGGCUGCGAAAGCCACGACGCUCGAGGCCGCCGGGACGACAUCUAUCCGUCGAGAGUGCGACGCCAGGGCGGAUUCCAUCGCACGCCAAGCGGCGAUAAUACUAGAUACACUACACCAGCUACUCUGCCGCGUCGAGGCCAACAAGCGGCAGCUCCAGCGGUGGGAGAAAUUGCAUUCGAGCUUCGUCGUAUCUAAAAUCGGCAUCAUGGCACCAUCGCUGUUCGGUCCCGUCGCGCAUUCUUCCCAUCACGAGGAGCAAGGGAAGCGGCUCGCCAUCAAACUUUGCCACGCCCUUCCCGAGGUGGAUCGCCGCGCCAACCCCUCGCGAGAUUCGGCUCGCUCCAGCGCGCGGCGGCAAAGACAUCUGCGGGAAGCAGUCGAGGCUUACUUCCCAGCCACCUGCGAGAGUAGUGACUGGAUUCUGGAUGAGAGCGAUCGCCGGCCGCUCUGGUGCUGCGGUGUUGCCGGCACCGGGAAAAGCACUCUCGGUUGGCGCGUUGUCGAUGCGCUGGACCGGUCAAACCGGAUCUUUUCUUCGUACUUCCUCGGUUGGCGCAAGGUUCAGUCGGCCGAGCGGGUGGCGGCAAGUCUCCUGUGGCAGCUAUGCGAUCGAGCGAACCUUCACAAUCUACCGUCGCUCGACUCGGAACCCGGACCCGCAUGUCUCCAGCACCUUCUCGACGCUCUCAAGGAUGUCUGCUCGACGAUUGGCCAGCCUGUCCACGUCGUGCUGGAUGCCUGGGACGAGGACAACAUGGACGACGUCGACGCUUUCGACGCCAUCCUUCGAUGCCUGCUCUCCCUCAAGUGCAAGCUUUUCAUCACGAGCCGGACGAGCUCCCGGCGAGGGCACUCGGUGGAUUGCGUCGAGCUCAACCUGGAUCUCGAGAGAAACGAAGACGGCAUUCGGCGAUGUAUCCGGCAAGAGCUAGACCAUCUCGCCCAGCCGACGUGCCGUGACCACGGCCGAUCCCUCCUGGAUCUCGGAGAGGAGCCGGUUCGACGGCUCAUGGCAGAGACGAACGGGUCUUUCGGGAACGCGAUCAUUCUCGCGCGCGUCGUUGCCGACGCCUUCCAUGGCGGCACACCAAUCGAUCAACUUACCAACCUUCUCGAGAAGGGGGGGCCUGGAAAGAUUGUGGCCCAAGAUCUACGAGGCCUGGAUGGCGAUGCGAGCCUCACGGGCCGGCUGGCGAGGACGACUCUAACCUGGUUAUCGCUGACCCCCUAUCCGCCUUCGCUCCGUGUUCUCGAGCCUGUGCUCUCGGCGGCUUGCUCGGACCUGUGCGACGCUCAACCAUCAUUCAGCACACAACACGUUCUGCAUCGUCUGAGGGGCCACGUCAUGGUUGACCACGGCAAUUCACUGAUUCACAUCUCCGACCUUACCAGAGAUGUCAUGGCCGAGGUCUGGUCAGGCCAAAACCAGGACGUCGUUCGCACCAUGGCCGUCCUCUGCCUCGAUACCAUCGAGCGGUCGGAUAUCAAGUCCGUUCUUCGCCCCGACGUGACCGAAGAGUCGAUGAAGACCCUCUUGCUGGAGGAUCCCCUUUUGGAUCACGCUCUGCGCUGCUGGUCGUUUUACUGCAGAGAACAGCAGCGGCAACUACCCAGCGGCCUAUCAGAACAUGCGAGCCUGGAAGGUGAUGAUGCAGCGGCCGAGCCGUCCUGUCUGGCCGUGGCUUCGGACGACGACGCCGACUGUCCCGUCGAUGGGGCUUGGACAAUGGUCGAUACGAUCGAGAGUCGCCUUCAGCAACUCUUUUGCGAAUCACUCGUCCUCCCCGUCGUCUUCGCCUCUGCGUUCUUCCAUCCUGUUCCCGAAGAAGCAGGUCUGGGGUUUCGAGAGUUGCAGUCUCGCAUCGCGUCCAUGUCCAAUCUACACUUGGCCGUGCGGCUCGGAUCGGUCACCCUCGUCGAAGCGGCCCUGGCCCUCUCUGCAUACAGUGACGAUAUCAGGUAUGGCGAAGGCCUCACGGCACUUCACGAAGCAGCAAGGAGAGGCUUCGAGGACGUUGGGGCACGCCUGCUUUCUGCGGGAGCUUCCUCGGGCGCGCUAGACGAAUCGAACCGGACGCCAGUGCAUUACGCAGGAGGCAGCCGGAGUCAUGGGCUCUUCAUGCAGCUCUUCGAGGAUUUCUGCCGCAGGCACUAUGGUGGCAAGGACGACCGCUGGCACCGUGGUGACUAUGACGACCCUGCUGUCAAUGACGACAUUUUGGAGCUGAUAAUCGGGGAUUUGACUAUACGGAUCCCGCGCUUGGAGGCUUUCUGCCGCAGGUACCGUGGUGGCAAGGACGACAUUUCGGAGCAGGCAAUCUGGGAUGUGACAGAACAGAUCCCGCGCUACGUUCAAUGCGUCACACCGAAUGGACAACCCUACGAAGCGAGACGGGACAUGGCCUUGUUGAAUGCAGUCAAACAGGGAAAGCAUGAAGUCUGUCAUUUUCUCCUCAUGUGCGGCCAGGCCGACGCCAACUGUUGCGACGACAACUCCGUUCCUGCCCUCCACGUUGCCAUCGAGCAUCAAGAUAUUAAGGCAAUGGUACACCUUCUCCAUUUCGGAGCAAAUCCAUGCAGCACAAGAGGGGAGGGGAAAACCCCAGCUGUCUUUGCAGCCAUCCGAUGGGGGUGCUAUGACGCCAUCGAUUGUCUUGUGGCGUACGGGGCAGACCAACUCACCGUCGACCCUCAAGGCCUGAAUGUGCUGAUGUUGGCAGUGAGCGAGACUCAAGGUGAGGACUCAUGUGAGAUUAUUGAAUUGUUCACCCGAAGCCCCAACUUUCAGUACAAGCGUCAGGAUGGUCGAGGGCCAGUUCACCUGGCUGCACUGCGGGGUGAUUUCGACGUCAUGCGUCUGCUGUUCACCUCUCGGCCCAUUCCCGGAGAAGAGCUGCUUGAAAUGUUGGCACCGGACGCGACGGGUAUGACACCGGCUGACUUGGCGCGAGAGCACGGCCAUGACAAGAUAUCUCGCUAUCUGGAUGACCUGUACAACUCCUGGUCCUGGGUGCUCAGCUGCUAA